Molecule: messenger RNA, 4318 nt
Organism: Castor canadensis (American beaver)
Lineage: Eukaryota; Metazoa; Chordata; Mammalia; Rodentia; Castoridae
Gene: Myo1a
Product: myosin IA
Biological process (GO): endocytosis; actin filament-based movement; sensory perception of sound
Cellular component (GO): actin cytoskeleton; microvillus; cytoplasm
Molecular function (GO): microfilament motor activity; actin filament binding; ATP binding
Source: RefSeq, a predicted model, not a curated record
CUUAAUUUUCCCUUUGAAUGGAGUGUCUGCAUUGUCUGCUCCCGGGGUAGGGCUACUCAGUGAGAUGAUAUAGGUGGGAGUUCAAUGAAACUGGUCCAUCUAACUGUGAAGUAUUUAUUACUAUCAACUUUAAUGUUUGCGUUUCUGUGAUGAACUCUGAUUCACAGGGGAAAGGGAAGCAGAGAGAGAGGGAUUUGAGAACUUUGUCUGCUUAGCUCUCCAAGUAAUCUCAAUAUUCUCAGACUCCCAAUAAGAUCAAUAAGAUAGGAAAGUUCAGUUUCAGAGAGGUACUAUCUCUUUGCUAGUAAAGACACUCCAGCUUGCAUAAUUCCUGACCUCCUUGGAAAAUCUUUUCCUUGGCUAUAAAUUCCAUUCCUCCUCCUCUUACUUCCAAAUUUUGGGGUCAAAGCAUGAAUUCUCUACUUGAGCCCCUCAACUAAAGCCAGCCACAUACCCUUUUCCUACCUAGAGGAAAACAGCGUCACAGACCUGUGAAGGGUUAAGUGAGCCACACCCUCAGUAGGAACAGCUUCGGACUUUGUGCUGAGCAGUCAUCUCUCUGGUCUCCUGGCCAGAGUGGCACAGGGAGCCUGGGCUGGAAGAGGCAGCACAAAGGAAGGUCACAAGAGUGGACACUGGCAAGAGGAGAGCAGCCUCUUUCUUGGCUUCCCCAACACCAUGGACAGCUCCCAUUAACCUAAGACACUUCGCCUUGGCACCUGGGACUCCUAUGUCCCCUUCCUGUCAAAUUGGGAUUUCAUCACCCAUUCUCCAAGGGACACUCAAGUUACACCCUUGUUCCAGUGUUUGAAUUUCCAGCCCCUCUGGACAUGUCUCUCCUGGAAGGCUCUGUGGGGGUGGAGGACCUCAUCCUCUUGGAACCCCUGGGGGAGAAGUCUCUGCUCAAGAACCUUCAGCUUCGCUAUGAAAACAAGGAGAUUUAUACCUACAUUGGGAGUGUGGUGAUCUCAGUGAAUCCCUACCAACAGCUGCCCAUCUAUGGCCCAGAGUUCAUUGCCAAAUACCAGGACUAUACCUUCUAUGAGUUGAAGCCUCAUAUCUAUGCUGUGGCAAAUAUGGCAUACCAAUCACUGAGGGACCGGGACCGAGACCAGUGUAUCCUCAUCACAGGCGAAAGUGGCUCUGGCAAAACUGAGGCUAGCAAGCUGGUGAUGUCCUAUGUGGCCGCUGUCUGUGGGAAAGGGGAACAAGUGAACUCUGUGAAAGAGCAGCUGCUUCAGUCAAACCCAGUGCUAGAGGCAUUUGGCAAUGCCAAGACCAUCCGCAACAACAACUCUUCCAGAUUUGGAAAAUACAUGGAUAUUGAGUUUGACUUCAAGGGAUCCCCUCUUGGUGGCGUCAUCACAAACUAUCUGCUUGAGAAGUCCCGAGUGGUAAAGCAGCUCCAAGGGGAAAGGAACUUCCACAUCUUCUAUCAACUACUAGCUGGAGCAGAUGCACAGCUGCUGAAGACCCUGAAGCUCGAGCAGGAUAUAAGCAACUAUACCUAUCUGAACCAGGAGAUGUCCAGAGUGGGUGGAAUGGACGAUGCCUCCAACUUCAGGGCUGUUCAGAGUGCAAUGUCAGUGAUUGGGUUCUCAGAGGAGGAAAUUCAACAAGUGCUAGAAGUGACAGCUCUGGUGCUGAAGCUGGGGAACGUGGAGCUGACGGGCGAGUUCCAGGCCAAUGGGAUACCAGCAAGUGGCAUCCGUGAUGGGAGAGGCAUUCAAGAAAUUGGGGAGCUGGUGGGUUUGAAUUCAGAGGAACUAGAGAGAGCUUUGUGCUCGAGGACCAUGGAGACGGCCAAGGAAAAGGUGGUCACAGAACUGACUGUCAUCCAGGCUCAUUAUGCUCGCGAUGCUUUGGCUAAGAACAUCUACAGCCGCCUCUUCAACUGGAUAGUGAAUAGAAUCAAUGAGAGCAUCAAGGUGGACACCAGGGAGAAGAAGAAGGUUAUGGGGGUCCUGGAUAUCUACGGCUUUGAAAUAUUGGAGAAUAAUAGCUUUGAGCAAUUUGUGAUCAACUACUGCAAUGAGAAACUGCAGCAGGUGUUCAUAGAAUUGACCCUGAAGGAGGAGCAAGAGGAAUAUAAAAGAGAGGGUAUACCAUGGACAAAGGUGGACUACUUUGAUAAUGGCAUCAUCUGUAACCUCAUUGAACAUAAUCAGCGAGGCAUUCUGGCCAUGCUGGAUGAGGAGUGCCUGCGGCCUGGGGUGGUCAGUGACUCCACUUUCCUAGCAAAGCUGAAUCAGCUUUUCUCCAAGCACAGUCACUAUGAGAGCAAAGUCACCCAGAAUGCCCAGCACCAGUAUGACCACACCAUGGGCCUCAACUGCUUCCGCAUCUGCCACUAUGCAGGCAAGGUGACAUACAAUGUGAACAGCUUCAUUGACAAGAAUAAUGACCUACUCUUCCGGGACCUGUCCCAGGCCAUGUGGAAGGCUCGGCAUCCCCUCCUUCGGUCCUUGUUCCCUGAGGGUAAUCCCAAGGAGGCAUCUCUCAAACGCCCCUCAACUGCUGGGGCCCAGUUCAAGAGUUCUGUGGCCAUACUCAUGAAGAACUUGUAUUCUAAGAACCCCAACUACAUCAGGUGCAUAAAGCCCAAUGAGAAUCAGCGGCAAGGUCAGUUCUCCCCAGAGCUGGUGGCAGUUCAGUCGAGGUACCUGGGGCUGCUAGAGAAUGUGCGGGUACGUCGGGCUGGCUAUGCCUAUCGCCAGGGCUACAAGCCCUUCCUGGAAAGGUACCGAUUGCUGAGCCAGAGCACCUGGCCUCACUGGCAUGGUGGAGAACGGGAAGGGGUUGAGAAGAUUAUGGGGGAGCUGAGCAUGUCCUCAGAGGAGCUGGCCUUUGGGAAAACAAAGAUCUUCAUUAGAAGCCCCAAGACUCUUUUCUACCUGGAGGAGAAGAGGCGCCUGAGGCUGCAGCAGCUGGCCACUCUUAUACAGAAGAUUUAUCGAGGCUGGCGCUGCCGUACCCACUACCAGCAGAUGAGGAAGAGUCAGAUCCUCAUCUCUGCUUGGUUUCGGGGCAACAAGCAAAAGAAACACUAUGGGAAAAUGAAGGCAUCGGCAUUGCUGAUCCAGGCUUUCGUGAGAGGGUGGAAGGCCCGAAAGAAUUAUAGAAAAUAUUUCCGAUCAGGAGCUGCCCUCACCUUGUCAAAUUUCAUCUACAAGAGCCUAGCACAGAAAUUUCUGUUGGGCCUAAGGAACAACUUGCCAUCCACCAAUGUCCUGGACAACAGGUGGCCAGCUGCCCCUUACAGGUGCUUCGACACGGCUAAUCGGGAACUGCAGAAGCUCUUUUAUCAGUGGAAGUGUAGGAAGUUCUGGGAUCAGCUGUCUCCAAAGCAGGUGCAGAUACUGAGGGAAAAGCUCUUUGCCAGUGAACUGUUCAAGGGAAAGAAGGCUUCCUAUCCUCAAAGUGUCCCCAUUCCAUUCCGCGGUGACUACGUUGGACUGCAGGGGAACCCCAAGCUGCAGAAGCUGAGGGGCAAGGAGGAAGGGCCUGUUCUGAUGGCAGAGACUGUGAAGAAGGUCAACCGUGGUAAUGGCAAGACUUCUGCUCGGAUUCUUCUCCUGACAAAGAGGCAUGUGAUUGUCUCAGAUUCCAAGAAGUCCCAGGCCCAAACUGUCAUUGCACUGGACAAUUUGGCUGAGGUGUCAGUCACCAGCCUCCAGGAUGGGCUCUUUAGCUUGCAUCUGAGUGAGAUGUCAUCAGUGGGCUCCAAGGGAGACAUCUUGUUGAUCAGUGACCAUGUGGUUGAAUUACUGGCAAAAAUGUACCAGGCUGUGCUGGAUGCCACACAGAGGCAGCUUUCUGUCACUGUGACUGAGAAGUUCUCAUUGAAGUUCAAAGGCAGUGAUGUGGCUGUCACGGUCAUCCAGGGCUCUGGGGGGAGUGGGAUGGGCAAGCUAAUUUUCAAGAAGAAGGGAAGUAAUUCCCUGGAAGUGACAGUGCAGUGAGGAGGUGGGGGCCUUUCGCGGAAAUGUGGCUUCUUCCUCCUGGACCAGCACUAACCCCCUCUGCCUGCCUUUGGGGAGGGACCUCAUGUCUAGCCCCUCCAAUUGUGGAGUGGGGCUUGGAGACAAAAUAACACUUGAAGAAGGCCUUUCUUCUCCCCAACCCUCCUAGAACUCUCUUCCAAAAGCAGGGUCCUCCCAGCCUCAGUCUCUUUGCUACAAUAAAUCAUGUGGUUCAGAAAGGUCUGGUCAGUGUGGGUGGGUCCCUGUUCCCCCAUCUCCUCACCCAGUUCAUUUAAACCCUUCUUCUUGAUGCCCUUUCUUGUCCCUCAGACUCCUAGGAGCCAGCUAGUACAAAU